Rhododendron vialii is the source of this 2516-nucleotide messenger RNA. RefSeq names its product pentatricopeptide repeat-containing protein At5g48910. The record is from RefSeq and is a predicted model, not a curated record. Lineage: Eukaryota; Viridiplantae; Streptophyta; Magnoliopsida; Ericales; Ericaceae. The transcript is spliced from 2 exons. Bases 134 to 2023 code for a protein of 629 amino acids. Gene Ontology annotation, molecular function: protein binding; zinc ion binding; RNA binding. Gene Ontology annotation, biological process: RNA modification.
AAUUACAGCAACCACACAUUGGUCCAAAAAAUCUGAUCUUUUGAUUGUCAAACAUUCAAACCAAAAAAUCUUAUCCAUGGCGCCCAUCUCUCUCUCUCUCUCUCUCUCUCUGUGAAAUGCCAUUGCCACCCCCAUGAAUCCCACCACACCCAAACCCACCACGCCUCCUCCCCCACCACACCCUUCAACUCUCUUCCCAGACCUCAAACAAUGCAAAACCAUACAACACCUGAAGCAAGUCCACGCCAAAAUGAUCAAAACUGGUCUUAUCCACGACCCACUAGCCUCCGCCGAGCUCCUCCGCUUCGCCGCCCUCUCCCCCCCUCCCCACCGCGACCUCGCCUACGCCCGCCGCCUCUUCUGCCACACGGACCAACCCAAUUGCUUCUCUUACAACACCCUCAUCAGAGCACUCUCCGAAAAUGACGAAAGUGACCCAAUCGAGGCCAUGGUUUUGUUCACCCAGAUGGGUAUUUCUGAAUCCGUCGAGCCCAAUCGGUUCACGUUUCCGUCCGUGCUCAAGGCGUGCGCCCGAGCUGGGCGGGUAAAAGAAGGGAAGCAGGUUCAUGGGUUGGUUGUGAAGUAUGGUUUGGAAUGUGAUGGGUUUGUUGUUUGUAAUCUUGUGAGGAUGUAUGUUGUGUGUCAAGAGUUGGAGUGUGCCCGCGUGUUGUUUAAUGGCAAGAGAUGGGAAUUGGGUAAUAAUGUGGUGAUGCAGAAUGUGAUGAUUGAUGGGUAUGUCGGGAUUGGGGACUUUCAAGCCGCGAGGCAACUGUUCGACUCAAUGCCUGAAAGAAGUGUGGUAUCGUGGAAUUCGAUGAUUUCUGGGUACGCGCAGAAUGGGUUGUGUAAGGAGGCGAUAGAGCUGUUCCGCUAUAUGCAGAUGGCAGAAGAGCAUCCGAACUAUGUCACGCUGGUUAGUGUUCUUCCGGCGAUAUCACGACUUGGGACACUUGAAUUAGGCAAGUGGGUUCAUUUGUAUGCGGAGAAAAACAAGAUUGGAAUUGAUGGGGUGCUAGGUUCUGCUUUGAUUGAUAUGUAUUCGAAGUGUGGAAACAUUGAGAAGGCACUUCAUGUUUUCGAUAGGCUACCACAGAGGAAUGUAAUCACUUGGAAUGCAACUAUUAGCGGGCUUGCCAUGCACGGUCAAGCAAAGGAUGCACUUGAUCAUUUUUGGAGGAUGGAGCGGUUGGGAGUGAAACCAACAGAUGUAACGUACAUCGCUGUGUUGAGUGCGUGUAGCCACGCAGGGUUAGUGCACGAGGGAAGAUUGAUUUUUGACCACAUGGUAAGAGUAGUCGGGUUAGAACCAAGGAUUGAGCAUUAUGGUUGCAUGGUUGAUCUUCUAGGUCGUGCUGGUCUUUUGGAAGAGGCUGAAAAACUUAUUUUGGAAAUGCCUAUGAAGCUGGAUGAUGUGAUUUUGAAGGCAUUGCUUGGUGCUUGCAAGAAGCAUGGAAACUUUCAAAUAGGCAAACGGAUAGCGAGACUUUUAAUGGAGAUGGUUCCUCAUGAUAGUGGAGCUUAUGUGGCGUUAUCAAAUAUGUAUGCCUCUUUGGCAAAUUGGGAGGGAGUUUCUGAGGUGAGAAUGAGGAUGAAGGAGAUGGAUAUAAGGAAAGAUCCGGGGUGUAGCUGGAUUGAGCUUCAUGGAACUAUUCAUGAGUUCUUUGCGGAAGAUGAAUCCUACCGGAAAUCAGAAGAGAUCCGUUCGAUGUUGGAAGAGAUGUCUAGACAGUUGAGUUUGCUUGGUUACGAGCCAGACGCUUUGCAAGUGUUCCUUAAAAUGGAUGAUGAAGGGAAGGAAGGUGCUUCAUAUUAUCACAGUGAGAAAAUCGCAGUUGCCUUCGGCUUAAUCAGUACGAGCCCCCAAACACCACUUCAUGUAGUUAAGAACUUACGAAUAUGCAAUGACUGUCACUCCUCAAUAAAGCUUAUUUCUAAGGUUUAUAAUCGUAAAAUUGUUGUCAGGGACCGGAAGCGCUUUCAUCAUUUUGAGAAUGGAGCGUGUUCUUGCAUGGACUUCUGGUAAUAUCUCAAUGGGAAGUCCCCCAUUGGAGUAAUAGUGGAAGGCUAUUUGUGAUGGAAACUUUGAAAUUUCUGAAUCGAUUGGUGACAGAGUACAUCUCGGCACAAAAUCUACAUCACAGAAUAACAUGAACUGCAACCAACCUCCUCUGUAAAAGUAUUCCUAGCAUGUGGAACUUCUCCAGGUCUAAUUUUGCUGGCAUUUGACUACAGUAAAUCGCAUUUUUCUGCUAGUGGAUGAAUUCGAACCUAGUUCCUAUUGCAGAAGGCAAGUCAAAACCACUUCUCGAACAGACCUUAUUUAACAAUCUUGUCAUGUAGAAUUAUCACGUUUCGCACCAUUUUAUUUGGUGAUAGUGCUGAGAUUGACCUGUUCGAUCGGAGCAGUUCAUUGAGAUUUCAUGUCUAUUACAAUGGAGCAGUUCAUUGAGAUUUCAUGUCUAUUACAAUGGGUUUCGCACCAUUUUAUUUGGUGAUAGUGCUGAGAUUGACCUGUA